AAACCUUGAACUAGCAGACGUUCAGGCACAGUCAUUCUUGACGCUAGAGUAAACGGUCUAACGGGCGGUAAAAUCAUGGCACUUCUGGCAGCACUCUUCGCUUUGAUUGCAAUUUCUUCUUGUGCCAAAGCCGAAUCGGAGCCACGGUUCGUUGUCUCUCCAAAUGAAAUCAACCCGGGGAAAACAUCCGAGCUGACCGUCCGAUGCUCCAUCCCCCCAAAGAGCAAGCUUGGACUGGAAAACGCAGACGUCUGUUCCAUCAUCGUCUCUUACAGCUUGGUCAACGAGACCCACGGCUUCAAAGACGUGCUGUACGCCAAAGCUGGCGGGGUUGUUGGUGCCUACCUUCAAGAUAACCUCCCAAAAGAGAUCCAGUCUGCCGUUGCAAGCGGACUCACGUACCCACCCUCCGGCGACCCUUACGUGGAGCUGAGGAUCUUCAACCCAGCUUGGGCCACCGAUGCCUGGUUUAGGUGUCAGACACUCGGGAUGGACGACAUUGGUCACGCCGUCUUUGGCCUCACAACCUCACCGGUGCACGUCACAAGCGUGAAGGUGUAAAAUGAUAAUAAUAUAAUUGUCCUGAUUCCAUAGACUUGUAUUAUAGUAGUAACCUAGAUCGUACACUGCGUCCGGUUCACUAUGGCACGCACCAUUCGAGCCAGAUGAAAGGCACUUGCGGAAGCUGCCGCGCCCACAAGACUACAUGUAUAUUAAUAAGUAAUCACCCUUAGCUCCCCUCUUCCUUUUCUUUUUUUUUUUUUGGGGGGGGGGUAGUACACUAAGUUACUCUCCCGUUGCACCUCUAAUCGUUAGCACUUUUGGACUUAUUUGUGUUGCAAAUGCCUUAACACUCUAAAUAAAACUAAGGCUUUAUUGUGAAUCUCACUCUAGAGUUUUACCCACUAACGAGGGGUAAUUGUGCAGUCCACUAUGAGCACGCUUUGCAGAUAAACUUUUUUCGAGAGGAAAAGGUAGCGGCCCUGGCAGUGUGCGAUCUAGGAGUAGGCCUACAAGUUUAUGCAUACUUUCUACAACAAUAAAGAAAAUAUAGAAAUGAAAAUGAGUAUUGCAGAAAACGAGAUUUAAUUGUCGUGUGUUAUUUCUACGUUAUGUGUGUGUUAUUAUUAAUAUUGCAAUAUGAUAUACAGUCCAGCCCGCACAUAACAAAAUCGGCACAACGCAAUAUCUUUUCGCUAUGUAUGAAUUUCGUAAUGUACAUGUCUGAAAUGUAAAGAAUAAUGUUGUAUUGGUAUACGAAAAAAUUCAAGAUUGAAAAGCUC
This is a messenger RNA of Aplysia californica (California sea hare), 1283 nucleotides long. RefSeq lists its product as uncharacterized. Bases 76 to 561 code for a protein of 161 amino acids. Lineage: Eukaryota; Metazoa; Mollusca; Gastropoda; Aplysiida; Aplysiidae. The record is from RefSeq and is a predicted model, not a curated record. The transcript is spliced from 2 exons.